AUGUCAGAAUUUGAAGAUUCUGCUUUGGCUUCAAAAUUUAACCAGAGAGGCUCGAAAGAAUGUAGUUCGGGAUCCAGUGUAACUAGAAGUCGAAAAUCCUUCGAAGUAAAAAAGUACCUGGGAUCUGUUGGCGCCCUACAUCUUCUGACUAUUCAGAACCAGAGAGGAGGACCUCUGCUGCACAUAGCUGUGGGAGAGCAGCGAGCUGAUGUGGUAGAGGUAUUAAUUCAUAAUGGGGAAGAUCCCAACAUCAGGGGUCUCAAAGACACAACCCCUCUCCAAGAAGCAGCGGCGAAGGGAUACACUGCUGUCGUAAAGGUCAGUGCAAUCGGUUACCAAUUACAGUACGUGUUGCUGGAGAACGGCGCAGACAUCUCGGCCGAAACUACGAUGGGAGAAACUCCGCUCCUCCUGGCGUCCCAUGCUGGCAAUCAAGACGUGGUGGAAAUGUUGCGAGCUGCAGGCGCCGAGUGGUAUUACUCGUAUGAGAGUUUGACGGACUGCGCAAUAUCAUUAUGACAUUUGGUAAAUAAAAAAUAAUGUUUUGAUGUAAUAAAGUACCAGUGUAAUAAAUGUAAAAUAAUUGUAUAAAUUUCAUUAUUUUUUCUGUGUAUAAUAGAUUUAUAUUUUGUGAUAAAAACAAAAAAAUAUUCUUUAUGAUUAAAGACAACAUACACAA
This is a messenger RNA of Nezara viridula (southern green stink bug), 679 nucleotides long. NCBI's taxonomy places the organism in Eukaryota, Metazoa, Arthropoda, Insecta, Hemiptera, Pentatomidae. The record is from the annotation of a GenBank genome assembly.